Molecule: messenger RNA, 1230 nt
Organism: Pyrgilauda ruficollis (rufous-necked snowfinch)
Lineage: Eukaryota; Metazoa; Chordata; Aves; Passeriformes; Passeridae
Gene: SCML4
Product: Scm polycomb group protein like 4
Exons: 7
Coding region: 16-1230 (404 amino acids)
Molecular function (GO): protein binding
Source: RefSeq, a predicted model, not a curated record
CUGGCUGCUGGGGAGAUGCAGUCCCCCAGGAUGGCAGGGAAGAAGCGAGGGCGGCCCCCUCUCCAGCCAGCACCCAUCAAAAUGGCUGUUCACAACCUCUUCUCAGCACCAGCUGGUUCUCUGCCAGCCAUGAAGAUCCCAAAGAAGAGAGGGAGAAAGCCUGGGCACAAGCUGAAAUCUCGUGUCCUGAUGACUCCUUUAGCAAUCUCUCCUCCGAGAAGCACGCCGGAGCCGGAUAUUAGCUCAAUCCCCCAGGAUGCAGCUACGGUACCCAACUCGGACACCCCACAUGCUCUCACAGUCUGCAUUUAUGUCAACAAGCAAGCAAACCUGGGGCCGUACCUCGACAGAAAGAAGGUGCAGCAGCUGCCGGAGCACUUUGGCCCGGAGCGGCCGGCGGCGGCCCUGCAGCGAGCGGUGCAAGCCUGCAUCGACUGUGCACUCCAGCCAAAGGUGGUCUUCUCCCUCAUCAGGCAGGGCUACGGAGGCGAGAUGGUGUCAGUUUCAGCUUCUUUUGAGGGGAAGCAGCAUCUCCAGAGCCUGCUGGUAGUGAACAGCAUCGGGUACGUCCUGCGCUUCCUGAAGAAGCUCUGUCGCAGCCUGCUGUGUGACAACCUCUUCAGCAACCAGCCUUUCCAGCAGCGUGGCAGCGCCGUGGCGGAGAGCCCACAGCGCUGUGACAACAGGCGGGUGGAGGCAGAGACAGUUAUACCUGAGGACUACCUGGCUGAUGCUGCAAACAGGAAGCAGUACAGUGUGGAUCCUGCCGACGCUGCCUUGGGCUCCACGUACACCGUGCAUCAAAGUCCUGCAGAUGGACACCCUUCUGGAGGCUCCUCUUCCUCCUGUAGCCAUCAUCCUGCCCAGAUGGCUUCAGGGGGGUCCUCAUCUGCUAGCCUGCGGCAUCAGACCUCCAGCCCAACAAGGAAUGGGGCCUAUCUUGAAGGAAACAGAAGUGCCUCAAGCCCUUCACCUGAACAACAAGAUGCAGCUCGGCCAUCAAGCAAGAAUCCUUUGACCUGGACGGUGGAUGAUGUGGUUUGGUUUGUGAAGGAUGCAGACCCUCAAGCUUUAGGCCCUCAUGUGGAGCUCUUCAGAAAGCACGAAAUUGAUGGCAAUGCUUUGUUACUGCUGAAAAGCGACAUGAUCAUGAAAUACCUGGGGCUGAAAUUGGGACCAGCACUGAAACUGUGUUACCACAUUGAUAAGCUCAAGCAAGCCAAGUUCUAA